AUGUCUAAUGAAGUAGAAACGACUAAUAUCAACAACCAGCCUGAGCAGCAGGCAGUACCAAAAGCACCUGCCUCAAAGAAGGAAAAAAAGAAGGGUUCAGAAAAAACAGAUGAAUUUCUUUUGGCCAGAUUCAAAGGGGAUGGUGUAAGAUACAAAGCCAAGCUGAUUGGCAUUGAUGAUGUUCCAGAAGCAAGAGGAGACCAAAUGAGCCAAGAUUCAAUGAUGAAGCUGAAGGGAAUGGCAGUAGCUGCCCGCUCCCAGGGACAGCACAAACAGAAGAUCUGGGUGAACAUCUCCCUUUCCGGUAUCAAGAUAAUUGAUGAGAAAACUGGGGUCAUAGAACAUGAGCAUCCAGUAAACAAAAUCUCCUUUAUUGCUCGGGAUGUGACUGACAACCGUGCAUUUGGAUAUGUUUGCGGAGGAGAAGGACAACAUCAGUUUUUUGCCAUAAAAACAGCACAACAGGCUGAACCUCUAGUAGUUGAUCUCAAGGACCUCUUCCAAGUAAUUUAUAACAUCAAGAAAAAGGAGGAAGAGGAUAAGAAAAAGAAUGAAGAAGCCAAUAAGACAGUUGAGAAUGGUAGCGAUGCAUUGACUGAUCAAGUUGACAAAAUAAAACUGGGUGUUGACCAGAUGGAUUUGUUUGGCGAUAUGUCCACGCCGCCUGACCUGAACAGUCCUACAGAGAGUAAAGAUAUCCUGUUAGUGGAUCUAAACUCUGAAAUCAAGAACAAUCAGACUUGUGUAAAAGAGAGUCCCUUCUUGAAUGGCAUCACUUCCUCUCUUCCACGACCAAAGUCACAGACACCUUUCUUGCCUGAAAGUUCUCUCACUACCAAUCUCAGCUUCUUUCCCAUUCCCAAUCCAGAUCCUUUCAGUGAUGAUCCUUUCACACAACCAGACCAAUCUGCACAACCUUCAUUUGAUUCUUUAAAAUCUCCACUUCAGAAGAAGGAAAGCCUGAGCUUCUUGGGUAAUGGUGCUGUAAAUGGUGAUAUUGACUACUUUGGUAAAGCAUUUGACCAGAUUUCUAAUAGAACUGGCAAACAGGAAAUACAGACAAGCCAGUGGCCUCUUGAGAGUAAGCCAAUGCAGCUAGCAGCAAGGACCCAAAAUGGGGUACCAGAAAGAGAACAGAAUGGUUUUCUGACCAAAUCCUCAUCAAACCUAUUUGCGGAAAGCCCUUCCAAAGGAUUAUCUCUGCAAAAUGGAGUAAAGCUGGACUCUGAAAGCAAUGUCCAGCUCAUGUCACAUGACUCCAUAACAAUUAGCCCACCUCCACAAAGUACCAAGCCAGGAAGAGGAAGGAGGACUGUUCAGACUGCAGCAAACGAUUUGUUUGGCUCAGACCUUUUUGCAUCUACUGCUACGGAGGCCCCAGGCCUGACUUCUCCUGCAGCACAACCUGCACUGGUGCAAACCAGCCCGCUGGACCUCUUCCGAACCAGUCCUACCAUAGCACCCAUGGCUGGUCUAGGUGGCUUGCCAGCAACAGCUCCAACACCAUGGAGUCAACAGUCCUCAGUUUUCAAUCCUGCCACAUCUGUAUUUCCUGGAUCCAUUAUGGGUGCUCAACCUACAGGCUUUACUCAACCACUUGCCUUCAGUGCCCCUCAAGCAGUCUCAGGGUGGAGUCAGCCUGCAUCAUUUGGAGCCCCAUCUCAAUCUCCUGGUCUCUGGGGUCAGCCAGCACAUGUCUCUCCUACUGCUUGGGCACAACCAUCCACCAUUGGAAAUCCUUUCCAGACCAGCAUGUUUCCAUCUACUACACAGCCCCCUGCUAUGUUGUCUUCUGUCUCCGCGACGAGCCCUCCUCAGCCACCACCCAGAACUGCACCUCAGAAGGAGCCAUCUAAGAAGGAAAGCGAUGCCUUCACUGCAUUAGACCCACUUGGAGAUAAAGAGAAAAAGGAUGUAAAAGAAAUGUUUAAAGACUUCCAGCUGACCAAGCCACCUGCAGUACCAGCAAGGAAGGGAGAACAGCAGCAAAGUCUGCUUGGUGCUUCUGGAGCUUUCACUAGUUACUUUAAUAGCAAAGUGGGCAUUCUUCAAGACAACGCUGAUCAUGAUGACUUGGCAGCUAACCAAUUGUCUACUAAAAUCAGUGAACCACCAAAGCCUGCUCCCAGACAAAGCACUCUGCCAGCUUCCAAGCCUGAUGCCCUGUUUGAAAACCCCUUUCAAACCGAUCCUUUCAGCACCUCCUCACAACCCUCUACUGUGUCUCAGCCAUCGCCAUCUUCUGACCUCUUUGGUGAUCCUUUUGGAAAUCCAUUUGCAUAA
Emys orbicularis (European pond turtle) is the source of this 2283-nucleotide messenger RNA. RefSeq names its product DAB adaptor protein 2 (gene DAB2). The coding region runs from base 1 to 2283 and encodes 760 amino acids. Gene Ontology annotation, cellular component: cytoplasm; plasma membrane. Gene Ontology annotation, biological process: positive regulation of endocytosis; negative regulation of canonical Wnt signaling pathway; receptor-mediated endocytosis. The transcript is spliced from 13 exons. The record is from RefSeq and is a predicted model, not a curated record. Lineage: Eukaryota; Metazoa; Chordata; Testudines; Emydidae.